Molecule: messenger RNA, 921 nt
Organism: Lachancea thermotolerans CBS 6340
Lineage: Eukaryota; Fungi; Ascomycota; Saccharomycetes; Saccharomycetales; Saccharomycetaceae
Gene: MRP1
Product: mitochondrial 37S ribosomal protein mS43
Exons: 1
Coding region: 1-921 (306 amino acids)
Source: RefSeq, a predicted model, not a curated record
AUGCUCAGAUACAGCUUGGUUCCUAGGACUCUUGCCAGGAGCUAUAUAGCACCCUCUUUGGAGCACCUGGCCCGUGGAAAGGGGGUGAGAGGGCUGUUUUCCGAAAAGGGCCUCCAGACGGCGUGGUUCGACAGGGCCGACUUCUACACCGAAAACCUGAACAAAUACAUGGGGCAAUCGGAGGAGAAGCCUCUGGAAAACAUAGUUUACGAGAAUGCGAAGUCUGCUUCCAAACGCGACAUAUUCAACAAUGCAUCUAUGCUUUACAAUCUCAGGUUUGCCUUGUCUUGCCUGCGUGCCAAUGAUCUGCCUAGCGUCACAGAAAAACCUGGGCCUCAGUCUUUGCUAGCUACGCCGAGCUUGGAGCUCAAGUUUUCCAACGACCCUCGGGACAACGGAAAUGAAAAGUUGAGCGCGGCAUUAGCCUCUUCUUUUGGCUCGCUGGUGGAGUUCAGGUCGCUGCUCUUGAACUCCAACAGGGCCAUCUCAGGCGACGGGUUCACAUGGCUUGUUGCUAGAAAGGUGCAAAGUAUGCAUCAUGAAAGCGUGAUCUCGGGGACUGUUGAAUUUGACUGGCUCUACGUCCUAAAUACCUACAACGCUGGGUCCCCUUUCAACUUCAACAGAGUCGGGCACAUGAGCGAUCUGAAAAAGCAACUUUCCAAGCUACAAACAGUGGAAGAAACCCCAAGUUCGAACCCAUUUCAGAUGAAGUCCGUUGAGGAGGCCAGGGAAACCGAGUCCUACAGAGAUAUUACUUAUGUUCCUUUGCUGGCCAUAGACGCGUCGCCCAAAGCGUGGAUUACAGACUACGGCGUUUUUGGCAAAGAUCUGUAUUUAGAGAGGGUGUGGGAAUCGAUAGAGUGGAAUGUUGUUGAGCAACGGCUCCCUACGCGGGCGCCUAACUACCAGCUGUCCUGA